This is a messenger RNA of Macadamia integrifolia, 1647 nucleotides long. RefSeq lists its product as uncharacterized. The transcript has 11 exons. Bases 52 to 1176 code for a protein of 374 amino acids. NCBI's taxonomy places the organism in Eukaryota, Viridiplantae, Streptophyta, Magnoliopsida, Proteales, Proteaceae. The record is from RefSeq and is a predicted model, not a curated record.
UCCGGGUGUUUUUAAACGACUGCCAUUCACACAAAUCCACCCUUUGGAUGUAUGUUGUUUCCUGAAAUAUCUAUUCUAGCCAGAGAGCCAUCUGCGGGUGAUUACAGUUUAGAGAGAGAGAGAGAGAGAGGAGUGAGUAUGUCUGCGUUAUCGCCUGUGGCAACAUUCUUUGGUACAGCACCCACUGUUCUGAAAUGUGGUUUCUAUCAUCUUCACCUUCACAGGAGAUCAUGGUAUCAACGAUGGAACGCAGGAACUGUGGGGAUGGAAAAGAGGAGAUCAUACAUUUUGGCAACUCCAUCGGUAAAAAGGAGGAGGGGAACUUUGAUAUGUGCAACCAAUCAAGAUGCUGAACAAUCAUUCAAAAAGACUGUUGAAGUGGAUAGGCUAAUAGAUAUGCUAAGGGAUGCAAAUGCAGCUGAUCUUCAGAAGCUUGUAGCUGAAAAUAUCCUUGCAUUCAAUGAGAUUUUCUGGAUACGGCUUGCAGCUAGAACCGAGACAUGCAAAUCUGAGGAUGAUAAAAAAGACUAUGAAGAAUUGGCAUCAUCAGUGAUGAACAUAGUGGAUCACAUUGUCCAUAAGACCAAGGAAAAAAUAGAAUCAGCAACCGAUGUCCUCAAGGAAAUUUUGAGACCUGUUGUCAAUGAUGUGGAAGAGAUAUCAUGGCCUCCAAAAGAUUCUGGGGCUCUCUCUCUGAUGGAGAAAGAAUUAAUUCAAAGGGAACAAGAAGGACAGCUAGAUGAGGGGUUUCUUUCAGAAGUUAAUGCACAAUUACGGCAAGCAAAAGAGGAUGGGGAUAAGCCUGGGUUGGAGGCUAUGUUGCAAAAAGUCUUGCAGCUCUAUGCUUCUAGAGUUCUCUCUAAACGUAGCUUUGCGAAGAAAGUUUGUUUAUCUGGUGCAGGGAAUGAGAUUUUAAAGGCCGAAGAGUUUCUUGAGACCAUAAUCAAAGCCCCUGAGGAAGAAUGGAAUAGACUGCUGAUCAAUGGUUUGACUAUUGGAAAAGGAGAAGUUUUGCCAGAUGAAUUAUAUGCUGUCAUUAAUAAACGGAUUGAACGUACUUUGAUCCGAACGGAGGGUGGUUCUUACCAGCAGCGUGUUCUAACCGAGUAUAUUAAGGGCAUCCAGUCAAGAACGGAAGAUAUUGUCCAAGUACUUCAGGGCAAGCCACCAUUGUGAAUUAGGCUGAAGUCGAAUAUAGUUAUUUGUGAAUGUAUCAACUGUGGAGAUAAGUACCUUUCCACCGAGAAAACGUGGAAAAUGAAGAGAGGAGCCAGGGGAUCCAUUAGCCUGGAAACAUGGAUUGAUUGGAGAAUGUUCGUGCACUGCUACAUUGGAUCUAAAUAUGGAGCAGUUCAUGGGCUGUCAUCCCUGGUGCCUUAUAGAAUAUGUUAUAUAUGUCAUUUAUGAUUACACAAACAUGAUGCUUAGCUGGAGCUAAUCAUGAUAGAUUUACAGCCAAAUCCUACUGCAGUUUCAUCGCUUUGGUUUGGAAAUGUUAUGGAUAUUCAUAUUGCAGGUUUAGAAAUAUAGCAGUACACAACUACACAUGUUCUUCAACAACCCACAAUUGUAUAGAGACAUGAAGCAAAACAAUUGCUUAUGUUAGAAACUCUUGAGAAUGUGUUAUAGACCCAAAAUCGAGUCAAA